AUGGCCCACCCUUGGAGCGGCAUGGUUAGCCGCAGUCGCGCCAACAGCAUAUUUGACGAAGACGUAGAUCAAACCUCUGGCGGAGGCGGUAGACCUGCCAAGCUGAAGAAGUCGGCGUCGAUGACUUCACUGCUCAGCGUGUUCAGCCGCAAGGGCCCUCUCGACGACGAGGAUGAUGUCCCUCCAGUCCCAAAGAUUCCGGCGGAGUACGCUAGUUCAGGCAGAGUCGCGACCGUGGAGAACUUUCCAGCUUUUACCGACAACUACACCAGCUCUGAGCUAGACUCGGAGAGUGCCAUCGACAGCGAUGUGAAUGAUAAGUCUGUCUGCUGCGGCUGCAUUGCUCCAGCAGCGACCCUCGAAGACCUCUCCCCCAGGCGAGUAUUAACCAUGCGUCAAAUUGCUGACUGUGUGAUACAGAAACAGACACCAUGGCCCAAAGUAAAGAAGUCGUUCAAGUCGCUUCGGAGUCUUACAGCGUCCAGCAGCGCUAGACCAACUUUUCUGACCGACGAGAGCCCCCAGCAGCCCCACACGGCUCCCCUUCAGCAAUCGACGUUCACAAUCCGAGGGGACUCGGUCUCGACGGGAAACUCGGUCUCGACAGGAAACUCGGUCUCGACAGGAAACUCUCACGAGGAGGAGGUCAUCGAUGCUCGUCAAUUCCUCGACUCCACUCAUGAUCCCCUCGACUCGACUCCAAGACUGCAGACGCAAGCUAGCAUGCCAAGUCUUCGCUCGGCGCGCACCAGAGCUAAUACUUCGCAAGCGUCGCAUGAGGUCGAACUUGGUGGCCAGUAUGAACUUCGCAAUGCUGUGUUCUCGGGCGUCGGCCAACAAGCGCCCCCGGACGCUCGUCAGUAUCGGCGCCCCGCCAAAAUCAAGGAUGGCCCGGGUGACUUCCUAAUUGCGAAGACUGGAGCACCUGCGAUGCCUCAUUCAGACGUGGCAGACAUAGACCCAGAGUACUGGGAAUCGGCUGUGGCAUACGUCAGGCGGCAAGUCUUGGAGGAAGAAGCCCGGGAGGCACGGGAAGCAAUGCGAGCAGCGGGCCAGGACUCUUCACCAGAGAAGCGCAACGAGCUGAACGGAGAAGCACGAAAGAGACGGAUUAUGAUCGGCAGGGACUGGAUAAAGCGGACCAGCCGCGUGGAUUGGCCAGAUGCAUGGCCUGACCAGAUAGAGCCCGAAGAUGCAGCGGCAGCCUACAAUGCGGUGGCUGACUUCCACAAAACCGGUGCCAACGAGAGCGAACUGAAGCGGCUCGUCCGCGGUAUCUUGAAGAAGCUGUUCAAGGGAAAGUCGACGCCAACAGCUCCAAACCCCAACCUGUCCAACCCCGGCUCAAAGGGCAAGGAGCCAAGCAAGCCUCCCACUCCGAAUCCAUCGACUCCGCCAUUCUGGAGGGCCGAAAAGCAGCACAAUGUUGUGAAGUCAAGCAGACUGCCGCAGCCCUCUUCUACUCCUUCAAGUGGUUUCUCUAGGCCGCCAAACCCUCGUACCGCCAGCACCCAGAGGAAGAACGUAGAGGCCCAGUCCUCCCCACUCACGGCAGAGGAACACACUCAGGUCGCCAAAGACCAAGGAUCAGCGAAAGAAGAUGCGACUAGCAUCACGCAGGCCACGAGAGUCCCUCCAAGCGGCCUGCCGUAUUUGAACAGGCUGAAGACGCCCAAGCCAAAUAACACAUACUCGCCGCGUUUUGGCCUCAACAUCCCGGGCAGCACAACUAACCGCGAUAUCUCUUUCGAACACGAAGCCUCGCCCGACACGCAAGACAGUCCUCAGCCCGACCGCAUUGACUCGCCGCGAGUGGGCACUCCUUCGCAGUCCUUUAGCACGCUCUCCUUGAACGCCAAGAGGUCCUCAAGCACUCUGGGAUCAUCUAACCCACAGCGCAUUAUUGACUCUCCACGCUUGGUCAAUCCUCCACAGCGUCCACCGGCAAGCAGUAUAUCGUCUGGCACGUCUUCAUUGAGCCAGAAAGUUUCUGCCGACACCCUGAAAUCGCAACAACCACAACGCACCAUUGACUCGCCACGUUUUGGCAACCCUCCACAGCGUCCAUCGGCAAGCAGCAUGUCGUCUGGCACGUCUUCAUUGAACCCCAAGGCACUGUCAAACACACCGAGAUCAGAUCAGCCACAACGCACCACUGACUCGCCACAUUUGGCCAACCUCCCACAGCGUCUGCCACCAGGCAAGACAUCAUCUGGCUUGCCUGCUCUGAGACAUCAGACAUCGUCGCACGCGAUGAUCACGCCGCAGCCGCCACGAGUCUGGUCGCCACCCUCAAGCGACCCUCCAAAUCGUCCGCUGCCAGAUCUGCCGCCAGGAGUUCCACCAUGGUCGGACAAGCGAGGGCGAAAAGCCAAUCGUGAGCGUGCCGCUGGUAUGAUCCCUGGCCAACAUCAACCAAGGCCGAAGAUUCAAGGAGAAGGUGUUGGGCUUGGUCUCCAUCUUGGUACACCGAUUUUGCCGUCCCUGGAAGCGAAGACUUCGUCGCCGUCGAGUCAACCUCCCAGCGGCUUGCACUACCCCGAAGCGAAGACUUCAACACCUUCGAGUCAGUCUCCCAAAGACUUGCGCUCUCCGGCAUCGAUGACCUUCUCACCAUCAGGCCGAUCUGCAAAUCACUUCCCAGCCCAAGGCACGAGGAAGCCAUCGCCCUUGACUCCAUCUCUCGACUCCCCGUCGUCCUUGCAUGUGUCAAAGCGUGCUACUGCGAGUGAUGCGCCAGGCACCUUGGCAUCUCCAGCCGCGGGGCAGACACCCUCUAGGCCACUUGCACCGUCUGCUAAAGCUGCCUCGUCUAGCCAACCACAACGAGUACCACCGGCACUGCAACAAGGUGGCCAAGCAGGUGAUUUGCACAAGUACCGAAGUGCGACUGAGGGUACUCCGAGUCCGUUGAAUCCGGCGAGUCCAUCGACUGCAUUUAGCUCUGCCGAUGCUUCAUCUGGGCUCGGCAUACGCAGCGCUGUUUCCGAAAACAGUAUGUUGGCGCCAUAUGCGCGGGACGGCCCGAUCGCUGGCUUAGAUUUGGAGAGAAUCGAAACAAUCCGUCGCCAGCGUCUUCUUCAGAUGCCGCCCACCGACAGCAACCCCGCGGCACGCACCUUCACCAACAACAGCAUGGCCGGCCGCAAUCCGGGGUCGGAAUCAGGCCUGCCUCAGUACGAGGGCACUUUCAGUCCGCAGAUGGACCUCGACCUCCACGAGGGUGCGACCGACCCCUACGCAGAUGACGAGCCUGAAAUGGACCCAACCCCCAGCAAGCCUCCAGCGCUACCACCACGACGCGACUUUAGCGCAGGCACAGACGACGAUCCGAAGCAGACCAUGAAGAAUGCUAGAGACAGAGCACAGGACAAGAUCACUCGGCUCAAUCUGAAGCACCCGGCCUUUCGUGAGGCCCAUGAGCGGGUGCCGUCGCCACCGCUACUGCAUGAUCCCGUGACCUCCUCCCGCAAUACCCCGCGCCUGCACACGGAGGCGCCUACUGCUUUGCCAGCUACUCAGAACGCUGAGGCUGCUCAGGUGUCGGAGGGAUAUCAGGAGCUUCGUCGCUCUCUGCAGUUGCCACCAGUCGUGGCUAAGCAGCCAAACGAAGUCAAGCACCCAAACCACGAGUACGCCUGGGGCACUCUUAACACCAUGUGCAAGGGCAUCCACAUCACACAGGUGCCAUCCGCCGUCAACGCGACCGACAAUGCCACGAUUGUCUCCAUUACGGUCUGCAAGACGUGCGGCCGAGAGUGCUGCUUCUUUGCCAAUCGCGUCAUCACCUACGACAGCAAGCGCGGUGACGCGUUCUUCGGCGCUGAAGCUGAGCGAGCCAAGGCCAUGUACGAAGAGCUUGUCAGCCUCUACCCUGACGGCAUCGAGCCAUGGAACACUCUCUUGCGCUGCAUUCGGUGCGCCCAGGCCUUCUGCCCCGCAUGUGGCACCACCUGCUCGGCCGACGGCUGCAUGCGUCCUCUGUGCGAGGGCUGUGCUCCUAUCGACGACGGCGCGUGUCCUCUCCACGAGCGACAGGGCCCUGCUUUCUUUUGA
Messenger RNA from Zasmidium cellare ATCC 36951, 4056 nucleotides. RefSeq lists its product as uncharacterized. The record is from RefSeq and is a predicted model, not a curated record. Bases 1 to 4056 code for a protein of 1351 amino acids. The transcript is spliced from 3 exons. Lineage: Eukaryota; Fungi; Ascomycota; Dothideomycetes; Mycosphaerellales; Mycosphaerellaceae.